CUCAAAAGGAAGCAGCAACAAUGGCAACUAAGCGUGGACGUGGCGGUGCCUCUGGCAACAAGUUCCGUAUGACCCUGGGUCUCCCCGUGGGCGCCGUGAUGAACUGCGCCGACAACUCGGGCGCCAAGAACCUGUACAUCAUCGCGGUGUGCGGCAUCAAGGGCCGCCUGAACCGUCUGCCCGCCGCCGGUGUGGGCGACAUGGUGCUGGCCACCGUGAAGAAGGGUAAGCCGGACCUCCGUAAGAAGGUCAUGCCCGCCGUGGUCAUCCGUCAGCGCAAGGCCUGGCGCCGCAAGGACGGCGUGUUCCUCUACUUCGAGGACAACGCCGGUGUCAUCGUCAACCCCAAGGGUGAGAUGAAGGGUUCGGCCAUCACGGGCCCCGUGGGCAAGGAGUGCGCCGACCUGUGGCCGCGUAUCGCCUCGAACGCCGGCUCCAUUGUCUAAGUGCUGCAAGCGCGAGAGAUCAAGUCAAGUUAGGUGAAAAAAGGGUCCGAAGCGAGAGGGAGUUUGGGUCGUACCCACGUUUGGGUCUUUUUCAAGGUCUCAAAUACAGGGCUGCCGGCAACUUGAGCCCCAUUUUGCGGAAAGAAACCACCCAGCCUUUCAACUACUUUAUCUUCUUCGGCGGAGAAUCGACAUCGAAAUGACAAUUGAAUUGUUGUUGUUGCCAUUGUAUU
Molecule: messenger RNA, 679 nt
Organism: Phytophthora sojae
Lineage: Eukaryota; Oomycota; Peronosporomycetes; Peronosporales; Peronosporaceae
Exons: 2
Coding region: 21-446 (141 amino acids)
Biological process (GO): translation
Cellular component (GO): ribosome; cytosolic large ribosomal subunit
Molecular function (GO): structural constituent of ribosome; large ribosomal subunit rRNA binding
Source: RefSeq, a predicted model, not a curated record